AUCUUUAUGUGUGAGUGCGCAUGCUCGCUGCGCUUUGCCACGUCCAGACGGCAGGCCCGGGAGGAGAGGAGAGGGAUUUGGCGUUUGUAGGAACCGGAGAGAAGGACAGGCACCGAGCUCGCUUCAAAAAAUAACCCUCACAAACUCCCAGCCACAGGUUGAGAGGAGAUGACCAUGAAUGGGCAACUGGAUCUGAGUGGGAAGCUCAUCAUUAAAGCUCAAUUAGGUGAUGACAUUCGCCGGAUUCCGAUCCACAAUGAGGAUAUAACCUAUGAUGAACUGGUACUGAUGAUGCAGCGGGUCUUCCGUGGGAAACUCCAGAGCAAUGAUGAAGUCACAAUCAAGUACAAAGAUGAAGAUGGCGACCUUAUAACCAUAUUUGAUAGUUCAGAUCUCUCCUUUGCUAUCCAGUGUAGUAGAAUACUUAAACUUACAUUAUUUGUUAAUGGACAGCCACGACCAUUGGAGUCUAAUCAAGUUAAAUAUCUUCGCUGGGAACUAAUAGAACUUCGGAAUAAGGUGAACCGGCUGCUGGAUAGCUUGGAGCCCCCCAGCGAACCAGGUCUUUCUUCUAACAUCCCUGAAAGUGAUGCAGUUGAUGGAAGGGAUGGAAAGGCUUUGGCACCAGACUCUACGAUUAAGCAGCCAGUUCCCGUUAGUGCUGCCAGCAUGUCUGCCUUUGAUCCUUUAAAAAAUCAAGAUGAAAUCAACAAGAAUGUAAUGUCAUCAUUUGGCCUGACUGAAGACCAGGUUUCAGGCCCUCCAAGUGCUCCAGUAGAUGAGCGGUCAGGAACACCUGACAGUAUUGCCUCUUCCUCAUCUGCAGCUCAUCAACCUGGCGCUCCACAGCAUCAACAGUCUUACGCAGCAGUUCAACCUCAGGCUGGCCAAAUGGAAGGUCAAAUGUAUCAGCAGUACCAGCAACCAGGAUAUGCACCUCAACAGCAACAACCACCGACCCAGGCACAGUACGGACUGCAGUACCCAGGUUAUAAUCAACAACCAUCCCCCCAACAGCAAGCUCAGCAGUUCCAAGCUUACAAUCAGCAAGCACCCCAAGCUCCUGCACCUGGAUUCUCCACUCAAGCCCAGCAAUUACCAUCACAGCCUGCUCAGCAGUACCAAGGGGGCUCCUAUGCACCACAAAAUUAUACAACACAAGCUUCUCAGCCUGCUAACUACACAAUGCCACCUACCUCCCAGCCUGGUAUAGGUCCAACUCAACCAGGGGCUUACCAGCCAAGGUCGGGUUUCACACCUUCCCCAGGGAGCAAUGUGACACCACCACCAUCUGCGUCCAAUCCAUAUGCACGGAAUCGUCUCCCAUUCGCUCAGGGGUAUACCCAACCUGGCCCGGGUUAUCGGUAAGACUCUAGGGAUGCUGGAAAAGCUGCAAGCCUACUUACAGCUGCUAGGUAAUAAUUUCCAUCCAUGCACAGAGAAUCCAAAACUACUUUGAUUGAAAUCAGUUUAUAAUCUAAAGCAGAGCAAGCCCUUCUAGUAGCUUCAGAAUAAUGGAUUUUGUUCGCUGGGGAAAGAGACCAAAUAGAUUUGUUUUCUCCUAUUUUCUGCUUUCAAACUUAUCAGUAUCAUAGCAUAAGGAACUUUUAUUGAGACACUACCUAAAAAUGUGCUAAGUGAUUUGAAAUUGUAGACUGCCUUGGUGAAAGAAAAAGAAAUUUAACUCUAGUUUGGAAGUAGACCAUGGAUGUGAUUCAUUUUUAUUGUUAAAUGAAUAACGAUAUGUACUAAGUGAGAUCCUGAUUGAAUUGAGAUUAGAAAUUAAUAUGUACAAAAAAGUAACAUUCACUUAGAAACUAAUAAAGAUGUCAAAACUUA
Messenger RNA from Rhincodon typus (whale shark), 1839 nucleotides. It is a transcript of the gene tfg, whose product is annotated as trafficking from ER to golgi regulator. Bases 169 to 1368 code for a protein of 399 amino acids. The record is from RefSeq and is a predicted model, not a curated record. Lineage: Eukaryota; Metazoa; Chordata; Chondrichthyes; Orectolobiformes; Rhincodontidae. Gene Ontology annotation, cellular component: endoplasmic reticulum exit site. Gene Ontology annotation, molecular function: identical protein binding. The transcript has 8 exons. Gene Ontology annotation, biological process: endoplasmic reticulum to Golgi vesicle-mediated transport; COPII vesicle coat assembly.